Molecule: messenger RNA, 543 nt
Organism: Solanum stenotomum
Lineage: Eukaryota; Viridiplantae; Streptophyta; Magnoliopsida; Solanales; Solanaceae
Exons: 1
Coding region: 1-543 (180 amino acids)
Source: RefSeq, a predicted model, not a curated record
AUGAGGAGAACAACCUCCGUUGAUGCAUCCCCAGAGGUGGACAUUGACUUUAUACCUGCAGAGGCACCUUUUCCUACUCUGGUCUCCGUGCGUUCAGGUACUUCCACUUCCUCCCAUACUCCUGGUACUUCUACUGCUCCCCAGCUGAGCAAGAUCACUCAGGCCAUGCUUCUGAAGAUGGGACACUUAGCCUAUUCUACUGAUGUGAGGGCUACUCGAUUGGAGGAUGCGGUACCAUGGAUGAUCGAGAGUGCUAUCCUAGUUGCACUGACUCCCCUACGAGCAUACAUUGACACUCUCACAGCAAGAGUUGAGGCUUGUGAGAGUAGACUGGGGGAGACUUCGGAGGUGACAACUUUGAAAGCCGAGGUUGCAGAUUUGAGAAAAGAUGUGGACUACUUGAAGUCCAUAAACUUCACUUCAAUAUUAGAGGCAACGAAUAAUGUGGAUGCCCCAACGACGUUUGAGAUUCCUCUGGCUACCAUCGGAGACAUACAUCAAGAUGAUAUGGCAAUUGAUGAGUCAGAGGCAGAGAACCGAUGA